GUGUCACAGUGGUCAGUGGCGCCUGUGGUGGGAGUGGUAGUGAUGGUGCUGGUGCCGUGGUGUUUAGUAUUAGUUGUCUUGCUAGAUACCCAGAUAGAUCCACUCACACAGCCACAUAUACUGCAAAAACAAACUCAUACCCAAAACAUUCUUAAACACACUCAGAACCAAACUGAAUACACAUACACACAAGUGAGGAGUGUUACCACAUUCUCGACAAUGUUUAGCAGCACCAAGCCCCAAGACAAGAGCGAACCAGCAGCGCAAGCCAGGACAACAUACCACCAUCACCACAACCCUCCACAGUGCCACACGUCCAUUUAAUCAAGGCUGUGAUGUGUAAAUGAAACAGUGAAAGGAAGGAGAAAAAAGAAACAAAACAAGAAGACGAAAAAGAAAAGAGGAAAAGGAGGAGGAACCGAAUCACAAUAUUUAGCUAAGUCUCCCAUGUAAUCCUGUCGAUCUUUAUAAUGCACUUUGGUGUUUUGCGGGGUAUAUUUCGGUGUUUAAGUAUGUAUAGUAGUGUUGCAUGGUGUUCUAGUACAUUUGCAGUGUUGAAAGUUUGUUUUUAGAAUGCAUUUUGAGUGUUGUGAAUGUGUUAGACAGUUUUAAGUAUAAUUUACGAACUAUGAGUAUGUUAUGGGAGUGUAUUUGAGUAUUUGGGUAUAUUUUGAGUGUGUUUGGAGACAUUGUAAGGUGAUUAUGAUGUUUCGAGUGUGUUUUUAGAUAAUUGUGAGUGUGAGAAGUAGUUUGGGUCUGUGUGGGGGUGUCUUUGGGUGUGUUUUGUGGUGUGCUGGUGCUUUUGGUGUAUACUGAGUGUUUCUAGUGAGUUUUGGGUGUUUACUGGUAUCAUAGUAGUGUAGUAUGGUGUUUUGAGUGUGUUUUGGGGUUAAUUUCGAGCAUUACAAGUGGUUGGGUGUAUCUGGAUGUGAGGGAGCAGUUUUCUGUGUGUGUGUGUGUGUUCUGAGUGUGUUGUUGCAUACGCACAUACUUUAUUUUAUCAAGAAUAAGAAAAAAAAAAGUAAGAAGAAACCAGUAACAAUGAAGAGAUGUCACCAUUAAAAUUUCUUCUCCCAUCUCCGUUAAAACAACAAGUAACUGAGAACUGGCAACUGUCCCUCUCUCACACACACACACACACACACACACAUAUCAGUGCAGCACCAGCAGUCGUAAGGAGGCUGCAUCUCACACUCCUGGAGGCUGCACGUGUCUGUGGCUCCAAUGACAAACUAAACCAUGUAAUUGUGAAUGGUUUAAGGCUUCACCAUUACAGAGAGCCACGGGAGCGGUAAAUCAGCGCUGUAUCGGCUGUUAAGAGCGCUGUAUUCACUUUACCGGGAAAUAUUUCUGCCUGCUCCCGUGUUUACCUGUCAGAGUGGUUACCUGUGCCCCGGGAGUCACCUGUGGGUUAAUUAAGGUGGUGUGGUGUUGUGGUGCCGCCCCUCCCCAGGAUCACGUGGCACCUCUCAAUAAGUGCCAAGAUGACACGGCACUGACUGGCAUUGUCUAGGGUGUGGGAGUGCAUAGAAGAAGGAAAACGAGGAGGAGAAGGAGGAGGGAAAAGGAAAGUGAGGAGGUGAAGAAGGAACAAAAGUAGAAGGAAGAAGAAAAAUGAGGAAGUGAAGAAGAAAAAGAAGAAAGAAGGUGAAGAAGAGAAGAAAAGUAAAAAGGAGAGAAAAAGAGUAGAAGGAAGAACGGAAAAAGAAGAAAAAUAAGGAAAUAAAGAAGAAAAAGAAAAAAGCAGAAACUACUACUACUACUACUACUACUACUACUACUACUACUACUACUACUACUACUACCACCACCACCACCACUAUGGAGUUGCUAAAGAGGAUAUUCUCGGCCCUCUUCUAUGGCCUAUGUUCGUUCCUCAUCAUGGUGAUCAACAAGAUGAUUCUCACCACGUACAAGUUCCCCUCCUUCCAGUUCGUGGCGCUUGGACAGAUGACAGCCACAGUGGUAGUGCUGUUUGUGGCCAAGAAGCUGCGUGUGGUGGAUUUUUCAGGAUUCUCGUUGGAAAUUGUACCAAAAAUCUGGCCGCUGCCUCUCAUGUAUGUGGGCAACCUCAUCUUUGGUCUCGGAGGCACCAAGCGACUCAGCUUGCCGAUGUUCACCGUGCUGCGAAGGUUUAGCAUUCUCUUCACCAUGAUCGCCGAGAGACUACUGCUUGGUGUCCACCCAGCCCUCACUGUGCAGCUGACUGUGUACAUGAUGAUCCUGGGCUCCAUCAUUGCUGCUGUGAACGACUUGUCCUUUGAUUCCAUUGGCUACUUCUUUGUGCUGACCAACAACGUGUUCACGGCGGGCACUGGUGUGUACGUCAAGAAGAAACUGGAGAGUAAGGAGCUGGGGAAGUAUGGCCUGCUCUUCUACAACUCCCUCUUCAUGCUGCCCUUCGCCACUGUCUUCUGCUGGAUCAAUGGGGACUUUGUGAAGACGUGGGAGUACGAGGGAUGGCGGGACCCAGCGUUCGUGAGUCAGUUCCUGCUGUCGUGCAUCAUGGGGUUCGUGCUGAUGUACUCGGUGAUGGUGUGCACUCAGUUCAACUCAGCACUCACCACCACCAUCAUCGGCUGCCUCAAAAACAUCUUCAUCACGUACCUGGGCAUGAUCAUCGGAGGGGAUUACGUGUUCUCCUUCUAUAACUUUGUGGGGCUCAAUAUAAGCAUUGUAGGCAGCAUCAUCUAUUCCUGGGUGACAUUUAGACAAAAGGACAGCCCCAAGGCAGAUACAGUGAAGCCGCCCACACCUGCCACAACGGUAUAGUGGUAAAAGACUGACUGGUGGGGCAGAGCGGCAUCAAAGAGGAGAAACAUGUGGGUAUGACUAGACACAGCCACCCAGAGACGCCUCACCAAGCUGUCAUCUGUUCACUGGGGUAAUGAUCACUUCCACACACAUGAAGGCAGCAUGUACCAAGAGAGGCCUGGAAUGUGUGGCUGCAGGUGUUGUCUGAGGAAGUGCUGGAGUGUGUUGGGUGUUCGAGGAAGUGUAUUGGAGUGUGUUGAGUUUGUUGGUAGAAAGAGAAGGUGGAAAGAUGUAAAGUUUAUUAAAUUUUGUCGUUGAUAGAAGUGAAGGAGGUUUGUUGUGUGUGUGAGUGAUGUUUGUAAGUGUAAGAGGAAAUGCAGAAGUUUCUUGAGUUGGUAGAAAGAGGAGCUGGAAAGUUGUAGAAGUUUAAGUUUGUUGUUGAUAAAAGACCUUGGAGUUUGGAGCAAAUGGAAAGAAUUAACCAUGAUGCAAAGAAAAGAGA
Molecule: messenger RNA, 3256 nt
Organism: Portunus trituberculatus (swimming crab)
Lineage: Eukaryota; Metazoa; Arthropoda; Malacostraca; Decapoda; Portunidae
Gene: frc
Product: UDP-sugar transporter UST74c-like
Exons: 11
Coding region: 1822-2772 (316 amino acids)
Cellular component (GO): Golgi apparatus
Molecular function (GO): GDP-fucose transmembrane transporter activity; antiporter activity
Source: RefSeq, a predicted model, not a curated record